AGUUUACAUGGCGACGAUCCGUUACAAACAAAACGAAACCACAAAAGAGAGACCCAGAAAAGGCAGAAAAGGUCACCGAAAAAAGAACGACAGUCAAAAGCAGAUCGCGAGCUAGGCGUCCUACAAAAAAAAACCGACGCAAUGUUGUUACGAAACUGACAAAAUUAAUAAUAUCUGAUCGCCAAGAGUGCCUUGCGUAGGAUCGCGAAAAGUGCGUUUAAUAUUUGCAUCUACAAAACGUUAAAAUUCGUUUUUUUGUGAGUUUUAUUUGUGAAAAUGUUUAAUUUGUAAGUUGCUGUUCGUUGUUGAAAUUUUGAAGAAGAAAAAAAUGAAAACGGUUUGGAAAAACUAGAUUUUCGCUUAAAGAGACAACGACGUCCGAAAUGUCCAUCAAUAUAACGGUGCACGCAAACGGACAUCCGACUGGAGGUUCCGGCAGUAGCAGCCAGCAACCGAAUCCGUUCGCCAGCCUGGAGAGUGUCCGGAAGGCCGAGAAUGAGCGGCUGCGAAAGUUGAGGCUGGAACAGGUGCGGCAACAGUCCAAGGAGCUGGCAGCCAAAGUGCGCCGGAAGUUCGAAACGGUCAAGCAGAAGGAGCUACAGAAUGUGCAGAAAACACGCCAGGCCGAAAUGGACCGUUGGAAGAGAAAGCACAUUGCCCGGCUGGAAGAUAACUAUUCCCAAUGUUUGCAGAUUGUCGGCGAAGCUCACAAGGCCGCCGAAGCGGCCGAGCAGUGCGAAAUUUGGUUCCAGGAGAAGAAAGCUUCCCAACAGGCUGCGGCCCAGCUGAGGGGACGUAAAGCAGAAGCUCAGAUGGUCAAAGAGAUCCAGGAAAAGGAACGCAAGAAAGCUCAGAAACGUAAAGAAUACAAACCAUCCAAAUCGGUCGGGAUUCAAGUGGCAGUACCGGCCGAGAAACCCCUAGAAGAGAAAAUCUCAAACAACAAGAUUCCUAUGGAAGAAAGUUCUUCUUCAAUUGAGACCCUAAGUGCCUUUGAACAGUUUAAGAAAUCGUCUAAAUCUAAACAGAAAACAACUGCCGUUCCUACGGAACUUUUCUCUUCAGACGAAGAGUUCAUCCCUUCAGGUAAAAACAAAGAAAACAUUCCAUCAUACGACUCAACCACGAAACAGGUGGACACACUGUACUACAACCCGUCUUCGUUCAUGUCCCCGGACACACUGAACUCAGCGGCUCCUGCACUAAAACCACCGUUAAAACCAUUCACACAAGUUUCGGACUUCAUCAAAAAACGACGAGACGAUCGAAUCGAAAACCACACCAGCAACACAACACUAGUCACCAAAAACGUCCAAUUCGACGACCUAAGCGAAAACACCCUCUCAUUUCCUACCAGUUCAGCUUUGGACAGAUCCCUGCUGCAGCCGGAAUCGCCCCGAAAACCAGUUCGAAAAACAAUGGUGGAACGACCGAUCGAACCACUCCCAGCUGCUCCUUCUGGAAGUUCCCAUCAAUCACAGAGAAGUCCAUCCAAACGAGGACCUACCGGCGGUGCCAAGGUGCAGUACUACGAUUACAACAACCGAUAUCAGAAGGAGUACGUCCAACCGGUGGCGAUCGUUCAACGGCACCGUGCGGCGGCCCCCGGGGAACUGAACGCCAUGCAGGAAGCCGAACGGCACGAGCGGCUGCAGGCGGAGAUGUUGGACGCUAGGAAACAAAUUGGAAAACAACAGCAGGACCGUUCGAAACAAGCACUGGAGAAGCUGCAAAUUCGGAAGGAUUACGAGAAUCUGAAGGUGGAAUUGGAUAAAUUGGUGCGUGCCGAAAGCAAGGUUAAAACAUCUGAAGGGGGCCCCAAACCUCCACCAACGGAAACUCAGAAGCGACAACGGGCGGAAACUAGGCAGAGUCGAAUGAACGAAGCGGUAGAAGAUCUGCUCAAGCAACGGGUACUUAUCACAUGUCCGGUUGUUCGCGGAAGACCAACAACUGCUCGGGAGGAAGCGGCGCGUGCUACAGCUCGUGCAGCCGAAAUAAACGUAGCUGGAGCCACUUCGGCUGCCGCCGGAUUUCUAGAUUCUGACCUACGUGAUUCCAAUAGCUCGGACAGCUUCAGUACCAUUCUGUUGGGGUACGAUCCAGCGACUGGGAUUGAAAGACCGCGUAUCCCUCUUCCGGCGGGGAAGGAUGAGAGUAAGAUUUCAAAAUAUAAGGAACUGUUGGAACAGUUGAAUGUUCAAAAGGCUUUGUUGCUGGAUGAACUGAAAAAAGAAGAGGAAAUCGAACAGGAAUUGCUGCGUCAACCUGAGGUGACAAAGAAAGGUAGUAAGCAAAAGUCAGACGACGGUAUUCAAAAAUUGAAACAGAGACAGUUGGAGCUUGAAGAACAGCAGAAGAAGUUGCAUGAGAAGGAACGUGAAAUAUUUGAGCUUGAAAAACAGCUCAAGGAGAAACUGGAGCGUCUCGAUAAGGACAAGGCUAAACCUAAGAUUCCCAAGUUCCACAUAGAAGCAAAAGGAUCGAUUGAUGCGGAAGUUAAAACCGUACCGGAUACCGAUUCCAACGAGAGUCUUCAAUCGGGCACAGAUAUUCCGGUUAAGAUUGUGAUUGUGGUGAAUGAAAAGUCGGAGAAAAAGGCGAAGAAGACGCCUAAGAAACCAGCGCCUCAGGAACGCAAAAGAAAAGCGGUUAAGGAAGCACCGGAAAAAGUACCGGUUUCUGAACCGGAUCCUGUACCGGUUCCUGCAUUAAUUAAAGCUUCUAAACCAAUUGCUAAACCUAAAGAUAUACAACCACAGGAAAUAACGAUGCAGCAAAACAUGGACCAAUCACCAAUAAGUUCCACCACAUCGACAGUCUAUCGGCAACUUCCGAGUCGAAUUGACAAUCGAGUUGGAAAUUUCUUGAACCAACUUGAACAAAAAAGUUAUCAAGAACCUCCACUUACACAACAACGUCAAUCCACGAGUAAAGUAAAGAGCGCAGCUCCCAAGCACCGGUUGGAAAAAUUAAAAACUCCUACCCCACAACCCCAGAGUCAAGAAUUGAACCCAGCACUUAUGCAAUACAUAAUCCGACUGCUAGGAAUGUCUCGCCAAUCUAUCGAUCAGCUAGGUGUGAGUUCUUCUACAUCAGUAUCGACACCACAUGAUUCUGUGCUGAACGUCGCUAGUAAUCAAUCGACACCAUCUGAUGAAAUCAGCGUAGAAAACCAAUCACGCAUGGAUCGCUUACGUAGAUUUAUCAAUCAAAACUAUGACUUUUUGAAUGAAAUUGACGAAACUUUGAAGGAGCACCAACUUAGUGGCACGGUAGACGAAAACAUAAGCCGAGUGGAAGAUGUUUGGAUGAAGACGCUUACCCGUAAGGAGCAACAGUCAACUCCGAAAACCAAGGAACCUCAAAGAGCACCUGUCCAAAUAGGACAAUCGCCACCAGUUAAAGAUACCUCACUGAAAUCGAUUCUCAAAUCACCGAAAAAACCUUCCCCUAAACUAGCCAAAAUAAUUACUCCUCAAGGGCACAUCGAAGUGAUCAACUUGAGUGAUCGUGAAGAACAGGAGGUUCUCGAAAAAUAUGCACAAAUGGCAGAAGGAUGUAAUAAACGAAUCACCGAACUGUCGGAAAUGAUCCGCAAAGUUCGGGAAGAGAAGAAAAAGCUGAUUGAAAACAGUAUAUCCUCCAGUGAGCCGCAGGAGUCCACUAAAUACAUGGACCUCCCAGGGACAAAACCUCCGACAAACACUCAAUUAACAGCGCGGACAAGCCAGCAGCCGGCCGACGAAACCAGUCCCCGAUCGGCCAGGGACGAUCCGGUGAGCGAGGAACUUCGUGGCAUCUUCACGGCUUCGUCGGCCCAGCAGCGGCAGAUUGGGUUGAGCAAGGACAGCGGAAUCGCCAUGUCACGGCCGGUGACAUCGUCUGACUUUCGUGACAGUCCCGAUGUUGCAGCAUCAACAUCACAGCAAGCACACACUCGACCUGCGCAGUUCGUCGAAUCUUCCGAGGAUCUUAGCUCAGCCCGGGAAGCACCGAUGGCCGAGGGACCAGCCUUCGAACCACUCCUCAAGGAUAUUCCUAAGGUAAAACCUCUUGAUUCGCAACGACCUGAUCUUCCGCAAGCGAAAGACCUACCGGCACACCACAAACAACAACGCACAAAGCCUCCGGUUGCGAUCACUCGGUACAGUCCCCAGCUGGAUCAGCCGACUACCGCACACGAACUGUCUACAAUUCUAGAGGUUGAGACGCCCGCAGCCUCCAAAAUCAACGUCUCGAUCCCCAAUGAAAGUGGUACUGUCGCUGCGGCCAUCGCUGAUAGGGAACCAAUAGAUCCAGCGGAACAAUUACUGAUCGAAGCUAGGGACAAGCUGCUGGAACAUGCUCGUGCCCUCGGGUACGAAGGUUUCCCCAACUAUGAGGAGUACAUUCAACGGGAAAAUCUCGAAGACACCCGGUACGAUUUGGAGCGAACCAAUCUAUCUAGACUGAACGAGCUGUUGAACAUGACCGGUUCGAGCGAUAUCUUGAAGUAUCGGAAAUAUUCUGCGCCAGCCCCGGAGAUGAACAUCACCGAGGACACUUCCAAAGAAGGCGAAAGUGUUGACAACAAAAGAAAGCCUCAAGCUUGCAGUAAUUCUAGUUCCAGCGCGUCCCUUCCCGAUGUCAUAGCUGAGCUGAAGCUCAGAAAUCUUGUUGAUAAAUCCUUCAACAUUUAUGUUGAUGAUUCUAAUCGAUCUACUCCAGAUUCAGGGUCGCUCGAAAUUAUUCAACCCAUCCCCAUUGUUGAAAAGCCUUCGUCUCGGAAAGGAAACGAUCACUCAGAUGCCACCGAAUCUCUGGAGCGUGACCUUCAAAAACUGGGUCUCCGUUGGGCUUCUUCAAUGUUGAAAAAGAAUCACGAGGUACUGCGGGAUCAAUCCAGCAGCUCAUCCUUAUCUGCAACCGUUGAGAGACGUUCGAACACCAGAAACACAAAACUCAACGAUCAGAACGAAAGUGGCGCUCCGCUCAACCUGAAGCAAUUCAUCGCUCGGGAACUGAUGAUCAGAACCCAAACCGAUCUCAACUCCCUUUCGGAUUCGUCCAGUCCUGGAAGUUUUUUGUUACGCUCGCUGCUGGACAUCAGUAACAUCAACACCUCUACCCCAGAACUUUUGACGCAUACGACGACGGAUAAAAACGUGCAACGAACGUCAACUCCGGUGGCAACCAAAUCGUCGAUCAGUACUCCGCGGGAUCAGCGUGGCGGUCCUUCCAAUGGUGUUGGUGGUGGUCGUGACACAGGAGCUAACGCAACCCUCGACGGAACCGGCGGGCUUUUUUCCGGUGAGUCAAGAAUCUCUUCGGUUCAUUUAAGUUCCGGUUCUUCUGGAGGCGAAAAUAAGCUGUCCGCUCCGAAUGUCCGGCUGGAUGUGGAACGAUUUAAACAAGGGUGAGAGAGAACCCUUUUUAAGGUAAUUUUAGCACGUUUUAAACAGUGACUUCUGCUCAACGUUAAGUUGUGAUGUUUUUUAAAAAGUAAAUUAAAUAGUUAAAUUCCGUUAAUUUGAUUCCAAAACGCAGUCAGUCUUUCUGACUAAGCAUUUUAAAAUUGCAAUUUUGAACUAUUAUAUUAGGAUACGAUUAAGUUUUAAACACUAGUUGAAAUGAUUGCAUUUAAGUUUAUAAACAACAAACAAGAACUGGGGAAACCGCUGAUCUGUACUGUUAAAUUUAUAACCGGAAAAUACAUU
This is a messenger RNA of Uranotaenia lowii, 5699 nucleotides long. Its product is annotated as titin homolog. Bases 384 to 5402 code for a protein of 1672 amino acids. Lineage: Eukaryota; Metazoa; Arthropoda; Insecta; Diptera; Culicidae. The record is from RefSeq and is a predicted model, not a curated record. The transcript has 6 exons.